Messenger RNA from Xyrichtys novacula (pearly razorfish), 38887 nucleotides. The record is from the annotation of a GenBank genome assembly. NCBI's taxonomy places the organism in Eukaryota, Metazoa, Chordata, Actinopteri, Labriformes, Labridae.
AUGGAUGCAGAGGGUUUCGGGGAGCUGCUGCAGCAGGCAGAGCAGCUGGCUGCAGAGACAGAAGCAGUGUCAGAGCUGCCGCAUGUUGAGAGGAACCUCCAGGAGAUCCAGCAAGCUGGGGAGAGGCUUCGGUCACGCACCCUGACUCGCACUUCGCAAGAUGCUGCAGACGUAAAGGCGUAAGGAACAUGCCUCAUUUAUCAAAGUGCCAUGACGCCACACAUUCAGAAAAUCCCUUUUGGUGCCACCAAAACCUUUACAGAUGGGAACACAUCAUACACAUAUUCCCUUGUCUUUUUUUAUGACUUAUAGUGCCAAAUCUGAUGUGUUUGUAAUCUCUCCUUUUCUAAGAGAGAUCUCUUUUAUGCGUCUCUGAAAAUCCAUAUAUUUAAGUGUUUGUGCUCUUUGUAUUUCAAAUGAUACUUUGGGAUAAAAUACCUAAGAUUUAUCUCAUUGAGUAAGUCAGUACCUCACUGCCAAUUCUGAACCGACUGUGUGGGGCUGACCUGAUAUGAUCUUUCAACAGAGGAGGGCAGUUUAAGUAGAGCCUCUUGAGCCCUCUAGUGUUCAUCAAGCAAAACUACAGUCUAUUGUUAGUCUCCCUCUUGCAUCAGUUUUUCAUCUAGUCAUUCUCCUGUCCUCUUUCUCUUCCUCUCAGGUCAAUCCUUCUUGGAUCAAGAGGUUUAGAUAUCUGCCACAUUUCCCAGAGGUUGGAAAGUCUAAGUGCUGCCACCACUUUUGAGCCCUUGGAGCCGGUCAAAGACACUGACAUACAGGUAUGAAUUAGACCAGUGGUUCUCAAGUCCAGUCCUCGAGGCCCACUGUCCUGCAUGAUUUCGAUGUUUCCCUGCUCCAACACACCUGAUUCAAAUGAUCAGCUCGUUAUCAAGCUCUGUAAUGGCUUAAUAACGAGCUAAUCAUUUGAAUCAGGUGUGUUGGAGCAGGGAAACAUCACUGAAUAUUCUUCGAUUCAUUUGUUUAUUUGAGCCAUGCAAAAACUGGUAUUUGUUGCAUCAAAUAUCAAAAAAAUGUAACCGAUGGGUCUUGAAGUAAAAAGAACACUCUUCAACUGAAACACACUUAUUGUCUUGUAGAAGGAUUGCUUUAACCAGAUACCACCCUAGAUUUAUCCGUUUAGAUCACUGGCAUAGAAAUGACAUCAACACUACCAGCCUUCUUGUUUUCCUAUCUUUGUGCGCUGUGGUUUGAAUGUCUGACACAUAUUAAAACUAUAAGAGCAUAUGUGUAGUUCAUUCAACAUUAAACUUCAUCACCUUUGUUAAUGAGCCCCAGGAUUACUCGUUGGUGAAACAAAAUUUCAGCAUUUUUAAUCAUUGUAUUGUCUGUCUGACAUAUUCAGAAUUUGGUGCAGCUGCUUUAAUGCUAUAGCGCUCCACCACCAGAGCAGGUGUAAACAAACACAGGUGAUUGAUGGCUUCUCAUGGAUUAGAAUUGUUUGGCAGUAUUCAGACCGAGAAAGUAGAGAUAAAACCGUAUGUAUGCCGUAUCUGACAUAUAACCGCUCAACCAGCACAGGCACAUGUAUGUUUAGCUGCAAGCAGGACAGGAGGCUGGUAGUGGUAGUGCUGCUCAUGUUUGCAGCAUUUGGCAAACUAAUUUAUUCACAGACUGUAAUUCCAUGUUCAGCCAUGUCUUAUCAAAUUUUGUCAGUUCAGACUGUUUCCUGAGUGCACCCUAUGACCAGUUGGUUAAUUUUGAAUUUAAGUUCAAUUGACAAGUAAAUGACUUCAGAACAUACCUGGUAAAAUCACACAUACUUUAUAGAUUUACUGUGGUCCUGAAGGCUUAAGGGUUACUUUAUCAAUAUCAAAUAAAUCUUCCUUGUAGUUCUGCAGAGGAGCUCUGCCAAACGGAGUCAGAAAAACUCCACACAUUCUUAUGAGCUACUUUGUAUUUUAUUACACUUAGUCACGCCAAGGAGGGAAUAGAGGUAGAUAUAUGAGCGUAUUCAAAAGGCAAAAGGAUGACUGGUGGAGAGUUUGAACUAUGGAGCAGGGCAGGGAAGAGAUUUAUCAGGGCUGUGGCAUUAUUGCAUUUCAGCAUUUCAAAGUUUCUGUAAUUGUGACUUCCAGGGAUGUGUUUGGCAGCUUGUGUUGAGGCUCCAGCUUCUCCCUGCUGAGUCUGAGCUGUCUGGAUGUUGAUGGGGCUGUAUGGUUGCUGUUGAGCAUAGACAGCUGUAUAGCAGGGAGUUAGACAAACCCGCAGUUACACAGUACAAUGUAAAGUAAGAGUAGUCCUUUUCUGUUGGAUUGGUUGACCAGUCCCUCAAGCUUGUUAAAGUUUGAAGCUUAAUUUGUAAAAUAGAAGUAGCCAAAAGGUUUUUGGCUUUUAUAAAUUUGUGGUUUUCAUAUUUAUAAAAGGAUAAAAGUGUCAAAUCUGUCACAAAAAUCCUCUAUGUAACAGUUCAACAUAGAUCUGAAUGCUGUCUGAGCCUCUUCUUUCACUGUUUGCUUUUCGUCCUCUAGUUCUGAAAAGUCGCUUAAUUUCCCAAAGCUCCAUCUGCCUCUCUCUCUUUCUCUCUCUUUCACUCUCUCUCUGUCUCCAUUCCUCUCUUCUAACCCAACAAAUUGUUUGUGUAUCUGUUCAUUCGUCUCACUCCAUCCCUGCUCUUUUUCUCCUUAUGUCUGACACCAGUUUAUCACUCUGUCUCACCUCUUCUUCAUCAUCUUCUCCAUACUUGUCUCGUCCCGCCUUUCUUGCUGUCUACUUUUCAUUCUUUUACAUUUACGUAUGUUUUUAUCUAUGCGUCUUUCAGUCCUCUUGAUCAGCCGGAUGUGUGCUAGCCUGGGUCAGUUUGACCGACUGACUGACCGACUGACUGAGCACUUAGCUUCUGGCAGUGCUUGGGCACAAACACACACACACACAUGCACUCUCUAGCUCUCUCUCCCUCUCUUCACUCCUUCUUUGCUCUUGCUCUCUUUCUUUUAUUGGUUUAUAAGAAACCAGUAAAUGACAAAGUUUCUUUUCAGACAGACUCUGUAAUGUAUCACAUGUUACUCACAAAACCACAGCCUCAUUUGUCCAAGAGAUUUCAGACAAGUAAUGAGUAUGUAGAGGAGGUCAGGUGAGGUUUCCACAAUGUGACGGCAUUAUCUUGAAAAGCUCAUGUAUUCAGUAAAGCUUGUGUGAAUGAGGAUUAACACAAAGAGUGACUGUGUAGAAAAAGAACUAGGUGGGCGUGAAGAACGACAGAGAACAUUUUUCAAGAGGCCAGAAUUAAAAAAUAUAGACUGACAGUAAGAUAAUAUCAAAUUUAUUGAGGACAAAAUGCUUGUUACUAUGGAUGCAGAUUUGUAGUAUUUCCCAUGAAUGAUCCUUAAAAAUGUCAAAGAACAAAUUUAAAAAGCAUCAGAUUAUUUCUUUCCUUACCAAAAAAUCAACCCUGAAUGCUUUCUUCCUCCUUUUUUCACAGAAGCAGAAUGAAUUAAACUGACAGUAUUGCAUAGCUACAGCACAAAAAGGAGCGCACAAAUUUUUUAUAUGCUGAAUGUCGACAUGCAGAGCAAGCUCAACCAACUAAAUGUCAGGGAUAUGAUUCUUAGAGAGAGAACUGAAAUUCAGGAUUUUUUGACCAGAAGAGGUGACCCAUCAUGUGAAUCAUGAGAACUGUUAGAAAUACAUGUUAAGAGGGGGGCAGUAAGCUGGUUAGUGAAAAGGGAAAAUCUCACAGACAGGCCUGAGGAUAGUAGGCUUUCGCUAUGUUAGCAUGAGCCAUCUGGACUUUCACAGUGUAACUAGAUAACUAGUUCAUCAACAGCUACCCCCCACCACUCACACAUAUGCUCCCCGGGAUCAUGUUACAUUGUUAGGUAAAGUGACUAGCAUGCUGGAAAACUGUGAUGUGUUAAAUAAGUCACCAUUUUUCAUUCUCUUGAAGUGCACUGAUGUGUAACUGAUAAGAUAUGUGAAACUGCUGAUGUCCAGUUUGGCUUAGAGGCCAGAGAGGAGCACAGCUGUGAAAUAGUCAAAGUAACUGUUUACAUGGGACAGUAUUUGUUUUAAAGGGUUAAUGGGAAGAUUUAUUCUGCUCUUCUGCUACCAAAUUAAGUUUCAUUUAAAUUUAAUGUGGUUUGGGCUGUUUAUUCUAAAUAAGGUGUUUACAUGGAGCAUUUUCAUUCCCCUCACACUUCCAAACUGGUUUUGAUCUGAAUAUUAUGGUCCAUGUCAAUGCAACUGCUGGUGAGACAUAUUAGCUGUUUAUGUAUUUACAACGCUGUGCAUUAACUUAAAAGUUACUAAAUGACGUCAACCGUCAUCUCAUAGCACAAUGAAUGACAUUAUUCCAGCUGUGUAACCUGCUGACAUCCAGCCUAGAUGUCAGCAGGGUCUAGAACUCAGUCAUUGAUAAAUUCACAAUCAGGAAAUCAGCGCAAAUUAACAGAAAUACUCAUUACGUCAAUUUUCUUUGUGUAUGCUAUUUUGAGUGAUCAGGUCUAGAGUAACAGAAAUCACUCUCUCUGUCUCUUUGAUUGAGUCUAGUUUCUGUUAAAGUAUGAACAAAAAUUUCUUCACUGCAUGGCCACAUUGAUAACUAUUUCUUCCAAUGACUAUCAUAAGUCUGCCUCAGUUGUUGGAUAGCUAAGCCCAUUUUUGAGCCCCUGUUUGCUGGAAAAUCACUGUGUCUCUCAAUCAUUUCAUCUCUUCGGUAUUGUAGUUGUGAACGAAAGCUGGUCUUGGUUAUGAUGGGUACACUUGCUCUACAGAUAAGAGGCCCAGUCACUUGUAACAAAUAUUGGCGCUUUAUUACAAGACCCUGAAAAGAGAACAGUUCCUCUAUAUUCAGAUGAAUGUCAAGGAGAAAAAACUCUGUCCUUAGCGGGUCAAUAUGGUUAGUUUAACGAUGCAGAUAUAUCCUUAGAAUAAUAACAGAGUUAAAGUAUCACAUCCUAGAUCUGCAUUUAGGUGAGGUUAGUAUUUCUACAAGAUCAUGUAACAAAGUGUGGCUCACAUGAAGUAAGAAAAGUGGUUUACAAGCUAAUAGUUGGAAUUUGGGGGAUUUUCUUUUAAAAUGAUGAUUAUACUCAAAAAGCUGUUUUUAAUUUCAAAUUGGGACUAAUUUAGAUUAUAAUCUUCUUAACUCUGUGUAUUUUGUUGACAAGGAGCCAAAAAAAAGUUAAUCAGGCUCGGGAGGCCUGCUCAGCCAGAAAUAACAAAACCACAGAGGGAGCUUGUUGUGAAUUCAGUUUGAAAGAGAACUGAGUCAAGUUGUGAUCAACACCGAGCUACAGUGCAGCCCACUCUCUCUCUCUCUCUUCCUACAGAUCUUCAUUUAGCUUCCUGCUGGGAGGAGAGCAGUCACUUUAACUCACCAAGUACACCGAGCAAGAUAGGUUAAUUGAUGCAAAAACUUUGCAAAAUAGCAGCAACACUCGCAGUGUAGGACAACAGACAACAUCAUCACUUCUUGCUCAAACAAGCUGUAUCACAAAUACACACUGUACCCUUCAUGCUUCGCUAAACUGGGAAGAAAUUGGUCCUGUAAUAAGAAUCAGAUAUCAGAGCCCAAAAUAAUUGGAAAUAAAAAAAAAACAGAAUAACAUUAUUUUGGUUGAAUUCUGUAUCAAAUAAUGAUUUAAAAGAACUAAUCUCUGAAAUCUGAGGUUACAGCAGAGGGGCACAAAACAAAAGCAAUCACUUGGUCCGUGUUUGUUAGUGUAUGUGUGUGUCUGUAUAUGAGUGUGUGCAUGUAUGUGUUUUGCAUGAGUGAGCUUGCUGUCUCCACAGUGUUUUAUGCACAACACACACACACACACACACACACACACACACACACACACACACAGAAAAAAUCCCAGCCUGAGUGAAAUGGUGUGUGAAAAAUGACGUGUGAAUGAUAUGCCUGUAUAUAGACAGCUGAACUUGUAUCAGUGAGGAUCUUACUAUAGAGGGCUGUAUGGACAAACACAGAGGGAAUUCGGGCUCUGCGGAUGUGGGGGUUGAUCUUAUAGUGCAGACUACAUGUAUAGUCAGCGGCAUCCUCACAAUACUGAAUUUUCCUCUUUUCAUUGAGGUGCCAUCCUUUCCUUUCAUUAGUGACCAAAUCCAGAUUUUACUGCAUGGAUGUAAAAACAGUCCAGCACUACGUUGCUCCUGCUCUGCUGAAGUUCAAACAUCUUCAGUCUUAUUCUCAGCUUUAUAGUCUAUAAAACUACAAUUAUCAUGGCACAUCAUUUCUCAUACCUCUGAGGAUGAGAAAUGAACGAUUUUAGUGUUAGUAUGCUUUCUGCACAGCAUUCUCUGCAGUCUUUCUGAGGUAAAUGUAUGAUGACUUUGAUUUGUCUCGCCACUUCCAUUUUCCUCAAGCAGAGAAAACUUCAUUAGUGCCGUUAUUAACAGUGUAAAUCAUGGUCGAUAGUUUCCUUACUUCAUGCAGGGCUUGAAUGUAACUUUUUCACUUGGUAGUGCUAGUCUUUCCAAAUUCUUCGGGUUAGGAGUGCCAACAAAAAUUUUCAGCACCCACCAAAAACUAAGUGGCAUUACUUCUUAAAGUGAGCUAAUUGUAUAUGAUAUUGUUGAUGAAUAUAGAUCAGCAUGUUACUUUCACACUAAAUUAGAUUUUAAAAAACACACUUGUCAUCAGCAAUCACAUGUCCCACAUCAACACCCCCAAAAAGGAUGUUAAGAAGCUGUUUCUCAUACACUCAUGGACAGGAUGGUGUCUCCAUCAAUGAUGCGGAGUUGCUGUGGCGAUACUUAAACUGCUGCUAUCUUGCAGGUGUUGUCUGCUAUAAUGCUAACGAUGUUUGUCUCUGCAUAGGUCUUGUCAAUCUUGUUGAGCUGAUGCCUUUCUUUUGAAUGAGAUGCAACAUGGGUUUAAGUUCACUAUAGGUAAGCGCUUCACUGGUGUAGACGCUCAAAUUUCACAUGCAGCUCUUCUAAUUGAGUGUGAUGGCCGGCAGCAUCCUUACCAAUGACCCCCAACAGAUUUAAGUGAUUUUGAACCCUUUUUCAUUUUGCGACAAAAUUGCCCCUCAUGUUUUUCACUCUCUCUCUUUCUGUGAGAUCAAACUUUCACUCUUAAAAAACAUGUAUUCUGUGGCAAAUGCAGUGUUACCUGCUGUGAACCGUCUUUGCUAAUGGAGCAUCCACAUUCACCACAACCCCAUCACCAUCUGCGGGGUUUUGAUUUUCUGUAAAGUUACUUAAGAAAUCCAUCAGCGCUCUCUUCAUCUUCUGUGUUCAGCUCUUCUUAUUUUGAGCUAAGUAGCUCCCUGUCACGGGACACUAAAGCGCAGGAAAAGAGAGGGAUGAAGGCUGAUGUUGAUCUGAUAUCAGUAUUGAAAGUUCAGACUGCUAAGCUGACGUUUGAUCGCUGAUCGAAGUUUUGGAUUGAACAUAACUGCAGUUGUUAGUGAUGCUUGCUAAGAGGCCCACACUGCUCUAAACUGAUGUAACAGCGCUUGGCCUCAUAAGAGGCUUUGCUAAUCAGGCAUGGGCCAGUGUGUGAGGGAAUGCUUUAUAGAGGAAUAAAUAAAUGGAGUUGCACCAAAACUGUUUGCACUUACAAUAAUGCUCCUGAAUAUGAUAUGCACAGGUUAAGUAAAUCAGGGGCAUAUGUGAUCAAAUUCAGCUGUUUCAACUCAUAACUGGUGUCAUUGUUGUCUCAUACACCAAGUAUGAUCAAGGCUACAAGCUUCGCUAAUAUUAGUAUUUACCAAAUCAAAAUGCUUUGUAAUAUUUGACAGACCUUUUGAAUUGGGGUCCAUAGCAGUUACUCUGAGCUGUUUGGAAUCAGGCAGGAGAGGCAACACUGUUACAAACACCUUAUUAAAAAUGUGCUUUUCAGUGAUUGGCCACAAGAAAUAAAAAUAAGUAUUUUGGCUGGUUUUGACGUGAUGCUACAUUAGCCUUACGUCUGCGAGGUUCAGCUGAACAAUGACACAAUUCAAGUUCAGUGUUUCCCCCCCAGGACGGAAAUCUAUCUGUGGUGGUGAGUGAUUGGGGGGUGGGGGGUUAAUGAAUCAACAGUGACAUCGCAGAUGAUAACUCGCGAAUGCUAAUACUUGGCGCACACUCUGCGGUGCACCGCAUGUAUGUAUACUGAUACAUAUGAGUCCAAGGUAGAACCACGUAAGAAAACACCUCAUUUUAAAGGUUUGGCGGCUCUUAUUUAGCCGUGGCGGUGCGCUCCAUUCAAUUGCAUACAGGAGGAACCCUGAAGUUACAAAGUAGCUAGUCUCAAUGUGUGGUUCAGUCUGGACUGUGCACCUCAAAUUGAGGGUGUUUUAGUUUACAGCGCUACUCUUGUAACAGGCAACUUUGAACCGGAUGCAUCCCUUACAAUUGCCUUCAGAUUUUCAUUUAAAACAUACUUGAUGAGUACAUGUUGAAAUACAUCAGGAUGCAUAUGGAACAACUGUUGUACAUGCUCAGCUGAAGAUUUCCAGUUAACAGAGUCACCCUUAAACUGAAACACCAGCUUCUACUUGGCAAAGUGUGACUAGUGUGUAGGCAUUUGUUUAGGCUUGUGGAGGGACAAUCAAACCGAUGUAACGACAGAGACGGCUGUGUGAUAGUGUGUGCUUUGGCACACAAAGUGACCUGAGGGACAAACCCAACAACAUAAUCUUAAAUGUGAAUCAAAUCAAAACAAAUAAGCAUCAGCUGGGAAAGUAUCCUAUGAAACUAAAACAAUCUAAGUGACAUCAAGAACUGUCAUGGCCUAAUUGUGCUGCGUUCAAUUUACCCCGGAAGUCAGAAGUCCAAGCUAAAAAUGACAUCACACCUGAGUUCCCGGCAUUUCAGUCAGAAGUCAGAAAAAAAGCAAAAUCGGAGGCAGAAACAAAAUGGCUACAUCUAUGGAAGUUAUUUUAGCGCCUGCCUCAUACUCGGAAAAGGAAAGGACUGAAAUAACUUUCGUAGAUGUGGCCAUCUUGUUUCCACCUCCUAUUUUGCUUUUUUCCGACUUGAUAACUGAAAUGCUGGGAACUCAGGUGUGAUGUCAUUUUCAGCUUGGACUUCUGACUUCCGGGGUAAAUUGAACGCAGCAUUAGUAUGAUAACUCUGCGUAUGGCACUGAUGUCAGUCUGACUGUAUUCAAAGACAUCACACUCAGUCAGUCGAACAGUCUCUAAAUAUGUCACGUAAUGGUUCUUGAAUUCAGUAGAUUUACUAUCUUUUGUUGCACCAAUUUAAAAAUGCACAAGUCCAAGUGGACAGGCAGGAGCGUACCAUCUUUCUGCUGUGAUUCUAAAGCAUUGUUUUCCUGCAUUGUCCUUGUCACUGUUGAUUGAACAGGAUGCUGUUCAGGCUUUUGUCAUUUAGAUUCAUUUAGUAUGAAUCUUGCUCACACAAUCUCACUUCUUUUUCACGACACAAAGACAUUCAUGAAUGAUUUCACAAGCAGGGAUUUAGACUGAAGUACAAAAGGUCACAACAUGAAUCUGAAACUGUUUUAUAAAAAGCACAUUUCUUUACAAAUCAAAUAUUCCAUACAGACUCACUCCACACUCAUGGCUACAGUUUACAUGUCUUGACACUCAGAUCCUUUUCUCUUCUCUGCAGUUUUGCAUUCAUGCUCAGUCUUUUCCGUGUAGGUUACUGUCAUGGAUGAAUUGUGGUGAAUUCGAUCUUCAACGCUUUAGGGUUAUUUGUUGUAAAUGCCCUUAAAUGAUGUGUUCAAUUCGAGGCUUAGAAAGGUGACAAAUGGGAAUAAAGAGAGGCGAUAAUCACGAGAGAGGAGGGGAGAAACGGGGACAGUAGAUAGAAAUCAAAUAGACAGCAGCAUGAAAGUAGGAGUGGAAGGUGGAGAGAGUAGUGCUGGUAGAAAAAUGGCGACUGGCUGCAAUUUUUUCUGUCUGUGUCCUCGUCUCACUUUUCACUGUUCCAUCUUUCUCUGCCAGCUCUCUCGCUCUCCUUCUCCUCAACCCUCACUCUUUUCCCACCGAGCUCUCCACUAUCAUUUAUUUUCUCUUUUUCUUUACCUUCUUUCCUCUCUGACUUUCAGCUUUUUUACGCCCUUUUCCCUUUUUUUUUCUUGAACCCGUUUACAUCGUUUCUUUCCAUCCCUCUCUCUCUUUGUCUGCCCUCCCCACCUCCUAACAUACACACGCACACACACACACACAUCCCUCGGCAGCGAUGGCAUGCGUUCAGCUGAUGCAUUUGGCGAAGCCCAGAGCAUCUGCUGAGAUAAACGAACACUUUCGACUUUGCUUCGCAGGAUGUGUGUGUGUGUAUGUGUGUGUGUGUUCUGCAUAGUCUCCUUGUGCUGUGUGCUCAUGCCUGUAACUGUGUCAGUAGCGAUCGAUAGCUGGCGUAUGCGCCGUCUCCAUGUUCUUAUGAAUGAAUAUGUGUAUCCAGCGUAGAUUUGGCUGCACGUGGGAGCAUGCAUUGUCAUCCUGUCUGUGCUGACCUGCACGUAUGAAAGCAGCUCUUCAGCAUCUGAGCGAAGUGCGCACCAUGUGCAGGGGACUACAUGUGGAGGUGUGUGUAUUAACACGCCUGCUUUGUGUGUGCUGCCUGUGAUAGUCACCCUGCAUAUAGGAAUGUCCCCCCACCCUUCUUUUCUUCCCACAUGUGCCUCCCAAAACCCUUCAUUAACUAAACAUGACCCUUAAGUGCAUGAUUAGCCUCAUUUCAAGACAGGAUGUCGGAAGCCAUCAACCGAGGGGAAAAAUCCAUUACUAUAAUUGCAUUGAGCUGAGGGAGGGGGUAGAGAGAGAGGGAGGGAAGAAAGGAAGGAUGCAUAGAUGGAUAAUAAAGGAAGAAAACGAGUGGGACUGAGGGAGGAGGCGGGCGGUCAGGAUGCUGGGAUGAAGUGAGGAGAGAGUGAGGAUAAGAGAGGGAGGGGGAGUCAGCUGAUGGUAGGGACUGAUAUUCUAUAUGAAUCCAUAGUUGUUUCUCGUGGAUCCCCCCUGUGUCUGAGCGCUCACUUGGUAUGUCCCUCCGACAAUAAAACCACCUCCAGUGAGUCUUGAUGUGGCACUUUUACUCGGUGCACCGGUUCAGCCACAUGAACCUCCGGCCUGCAUUCGAACUGGGGGGAAAAAGCUGCAAGCGGACCGCCAUGCCAGCUCAAAAGGGCACAGGGAACACGCCCCAGCAUGGCGGCCUCUGCCGCUGGCCUGGCACGGCCACACAGAGAGGGAUGGAGAGGCAGAGGAGCCAUGCAGGUUUCCAGGGCUGUCAAAGCCCAUGUACCUGGGCACAGACAAAAGACCAAAAAACUGCUCUCAUCCUUGUCGCAUCCUGUCUUCUCGUCUGCCUGUCUGCCUACCAGGCAAGCAGGCAGCCGCUCAGCAUGAGUGAGUAUUGCCUAUACACAUGGAUCUGCACCCACACACAUUCACUCAGACAGGCAUGUGCUUUGUCUGUCACUUUUUCUUUUUUUAGUCAGCGCUCUGUCUUUCUCACUCUCUUUUCUGCUUCUGCCGCCUUCUCUGCGGCUCUAAGAAGAGUUCAUGAUUGUAUAGAGUAAUUGUUAGCGUGAAACAUAAACUGUUUUAAUGUAUGAAUGCGUAUUUGUGUGUGUGUGUGUGUAUGCUGGCGUACUUUGCAUAUAGAUUUUUGCCAUACAGGAAGUGAAUGAGUGAAGGGUGGGGUUUCUCACACACACACUCGGGCAGUGGUCGGCUCAUUGUGUCAUGGCAAAUGAGGACAGAAAGCCCUCGUCUCUUCCCCCUCAUGAUGAGUACUGGCACAGAGAGCGAGGCUGCCCGUCUUUAUUUCCCCUUAAAGUGCUCUUUGACUGUGUCCUUAUGUAGCCUUUAGAUUCCUCGACACCAUGUAUCUACUACACCAAAUCUCCCAGCGGAUAAUCAGCACAAAGCCGGGGCGAAAAAAAAAAAACCCUGACUUUGUCUUUUUCCUAAACAUACUUAAAGACUACAUGAAGGUACGGACAGCGUGACUGUCGAAACGGAGGCUGCUAGAGAGCGGGCCUGUGCGCCAGCACAGAGAAAGAGCACAUACAUGUUUUUUAACAUGCGUUAGCAGAAAAUGCGCACACACUUAAGGAUUCAUUUUAAAGGAUUAGUUUGAUCAUGAGAAUAAUUUGGAUCAGAAAAGGUGCGUCUUUUGCGGCACUGGCACAUGUCAGUAGAUUUUCCAUAUCUGCACAUUCUACAGAAAUUGUAGACGUGUUGAAACUUAAGCUCAGACGCAUUUGAAACAAAGAAAUUAUUCAGCUUUUAUUUCUCGUUGACUGAAUUUAUAUAACAGGAUUGAAGUAAUUCUCUGUAUUUUUUCUCUAACCAUUGAAGAGUUGUUCGUAGCCGUUCUUGUAGAAGCUUCUGGGCUAUCUGGUCAGCAGGUUGUGGGUGUUCACAGUGGGUUGCAGAUCUCUGAGGAUACACAAUACUGGGGUGGGGCAACAGAAAACACAUCUCAACAUACACCUAUUGCAGGAUUGAUUUUUCACAGAUGUAAGUAUGCAUUCAGGCCCUGCUCAAAGUCUACUCUCUCUCCGUUAUCACGGUGCGUCAGUGAGGCUCUUUAAACGGAUACAUUUUCUCGCUUUAACGUCAUUUUUACCAUUUUCAAUGAACGCAAAGAAAAUUAACUGCGUUCAGUCAGCUUGAUGUACAGGGAACAGAGUGUCUGGAACUGAAAUAACCAUCAGCUAUUUCAACUGUUCGGUGCUAUUCAGAUUCACACAAAGGUCGGGACAUUGACAACAGUAUUUAAUUUUUUGUGUGUUCAGUUUUAUUUUCUGAUUUCUUCAAAGCUGGUUAACUUCUUGACUGUCUAACAAAUUUGUUAUCAAACCUGAUCACCGAUGGAAGUCUUACAGGAUUAAGUUAGCUGUCAGCAGAUGAGAUGACUAAGGUUGCCUAAUUCCAGACAGCUUUUUUUUUUUUUCCAUUUUUGAUUUGGAUGACAAGUAGCGACGUGCUUUUCCUGCACGUUUUAGAAGAACUCGUGACUGCCUCCUAUCUACAUGAGCAUGAGAAAGAUGCCUGGACAGAGUAUAUGUUCAGAGGAAACAGGACUUUGGUGUUUCAUAUAAUUUUGACGGAAAAUUUGCAGAAAACGGCAAUAAUUGCAUUUCACUGCACAGAGAGAGGUCACUGCCGUAGAAACAGUGGAAAACACCAGUCAUCGCAACUUGAUGCAUUUCCGAUAAACAUUGAAAAGUUGAUCACAUCGCUCUGUGAGGUUUUUAACGGUCAAAAGAAAAUGGCUCAAAAUUUGCCCCAUAACAGCCUCGACAUUUGUGUGCGUUGGAGUUCAUUCUUGAUGUUUGUCAGAGGCAUUGUCAUACAGAUUUUGCGAUUUCAUGUCCAAGUGUAGCGUAUUUGCAUCUUAGACAAAUGGGAGUUUUGGCCACAGCUGCCGGCUAACUUGUCAAUUUUCAUUUGGCACGCAAACUGUUUUAUCGGCAAAGUCGUUGGCGGUGCAAGGGCAGCUGGCAACAAGCAACAAACUGACAGCGAUGAAAAAUCUCUGCCUCCUGUCGUCCAUUUGAAGCAAAAAAACGCUGAGGCAACGACCCCUCUGAGUUUUACCGUUUGGCCUGAUGUGUCACUGUUGCUCUGCAUUUUUUUUUCAGAAAGAGCAGCAUCAAACCCCACCCAACCGUCAGUUUCUGGUAAAGUUAGUCUGAUUUCCCCUCUGUGUGUUCAGAGGAAUAACAAUAAGGCAGGAAUAAUCACCAAUGAAUGACUUCUCCAUUCCCCUGUUCUUUCUUUGUAGGUCCACCUCCUAACCUUCUGAUAUAAUACAGCUAGUCCUUUCUGUUCUCUCCUUUUAUCCAGUGCAGCUCUCCAGUGAGCAUUGACCUGAGCUCUCCUCCGGUUAGAGUCGUUAAAUUUAGGCCUAUUCUCUGCCUCUCCUGGGAGAAAGAGAGAAAGGGGGUGCAGGCAGUGGGGAAGCAAGGGAAUGAAAAACUGUCAGAGGGGUUAAUGGGAGGGGAAGGGAAGGGGGGAAAUUAAUUGAUUCAAGUAGCACACUGUAUUAAGCGUUUGAUUAGUUUCAGACCAAGUUGUACCUUGACGUUUGAACCUUCAUUAUGCCAGGUACUGUCUUGCCAUGUCAUCUCCAAACUAAACAGAAACCUUAAAUGAAUCCAGCACGAUUACAGCUCUUUCUUUUGUGAUUUGUCUCACAAACCUUGAACUGAGUCUUUGCCACUUGAAUCCGCUCUGAGGGUUUUGGAUGGUCUUUUUGUCUGUCCUCCACUGUGACCUGAAGGACUGCCGAUCACCUAAUUCUCAGACAUCUUCUGGAUUUAUGCCGAGCUGUGACCAAUUUCAGGUUUUUCUUUCUCACGGUUUCUGACUUUAACAAAAAGGAUCUUAUGAACUACACAGACAUCAUUUAAGAAUACUUUGAAGCUAGGGAUGUGAAAACACUCUCAACGAUUAGUGAUGACUCAUGAUGCUAGGCUCACAACAGGAUUUAUUUCCCCCCAGUUUUUCAAGCAGCCCAAUUCACAAUCAAGCCUUUAGAUUGUGACCUACAGAUGUUUUAGUGAUGCUUUUAUUUUGCCGUUUAGCCUCCUUACACUUAUGGUGCUUUCCACUUAAUCUCAGACGUCAGAAACUGUGAGAUGGCGCUUGGAUACGUCAUCCAGAAAAGCCCCCUGCGGUCAGUAAUUUGACUUGGAAGCACAGAGCAGUGCAAAUCCAAGAUGGCUGCUUCCCCAUUGUCAUAAAAAAAAAGAAAAGCUGGUGUAUAAUCAAAUUGGUCUUGUUUCCUGUAAUGAACUCAUUCACAAGGAUAAUAUCUUACAAGUCCUAUCUGCAGACAUGUUGUCAUGUUUCUUUCAAACACAAACUAUCACGUAAUGCGUUGUUACCGCCUUGUAUUAUUUCUCAGACAAACGAGACCAUAGUUUAUGUGCAAGGUUUACUAAGUUCUGAGGUAAGAAUUAUAGAUUCUCUUUACUGGUUCGUGUGCAUUUUUCACUCAUUUUUAACUUCAGCUACUGUCCUAACUUAAUCUGUCCCAUUGGGCUUGAUCAUAUUCAGAGUAUGUGUGCGGACUUAAAGUGCAUUUCGAUCCCUUUCAAAUGAGUACAAACUCAUUAUUGUCAUUUCCCACAUUGUCAAUACAACAAUUAAGCUAUUAUCUUUGAUGAUAUACGGUAUAUUGUGUGGAUCACACACCCCUAUUGCUCCUGAAAAUGCCUGGCUAAAUUCCAGACAACAAAAUUAAGUGUGCUUCGGUAAUUCUGUAUAAAAAUCCACAGACCUACGGCUAGUGUGUAUUUAACACUUACAUCCCUGUCACAUUUUUCUAAGUACACCUUCAGAUUUGCUUUUCUGUGGGUCACAACGGGCACACUAAACACACAUUUUUGUUUCCUGUAAGAAAAGACGUGGCGUUGAGUCUUUACAAAAGAUCUAGAUGCUAGGGCUGAACGAUUUUGGAAAAUAAUCUAAUUGCGAUUUUUUUCCCUCAAUAUUGCGAUUUAAUAUGCGAUUAUUUUUUCAAGGUUUCCUUUUUGUGUUUUUUUCAACAAACGAACAAUAAAUCAAUCUGUGUUAUAGUAAACAAUGUUAGAUUAAUUAUACAUAAAUUGUUCUUUCUGGCAAUUAUCAUUUCACACAGGCCCUCUCUGCUCACAAACUAUCGCGCACACACAUGCACGUGCCCUCAUAUGAAACUAGUCUAUGUACCAAUGUCGAGAUGUAAUUGGUGCCCAAAACACUGGAAUCGGGUUUAUUUAUGCAUCUGUGCUGCCAUCACGGUAUUGGACGUGUUUGCCGUCGUUAUACAGACGUGGUUUAAAGUUGAAGCUCUGGUCGCUGGUGUUUUAGCCAUUCAACUAUCAUACAUGGCUUUGUCGCGUUUUUUUUUAAAUGUUGAUAAAGGUUUGUAGUGUUACCUCCUGAUUUAGCAACAGUAGCACGACAGGUUCUAGACACGUUGCGCAGCAGCAUCUUUUUUAGCCAAGAUAAAUCCACACAACUGCCGUGCUGCAGUGUCAGCUUCUGUGGCAGAAUUAGCCCAUGGUGUGACAAAAUGCAGUGUUGACUUCUCUCUAUACCUGCUCUGCUUCACUCAGCUCUUUAUUAAGUUACGUGACCAGAUCACAUGACCAGGUCAAGAUCGCAGCCUUUGUGGUUAGAAAAUUGCGUUUUAUUAUACGGUGAUGAAUCGCAAAUGCAAUUAAUCGUUCAGCCCUACUAGACGCUACCAACCACAAAACCACCUGUGUUUCAAAUUAUGUUGGUUUUUUAAAAUUCACUUUCAUUGGAUAAGUUUGUGACCCGGUUUGGAAAUUGCUGCAAGGUUGGCUUUAUGGGAUUUAUUGUCUCAGUUCUGUUUGGUAUCAGCAUUGUUUCAUUCCUGUUCUCAAAGUUUGAGUUGGCUCAGAUUUGUCAGGAUGGAGAGAUGAAAUAAAAGAAGAGAGGAGAGCGAUCGCAGACAGGGGUUGAGAUUGGUAGCUUGAAAAGAAACUUAAUUAAACUUAAGUGUCCGAGCAAAGGUGAGAUGAGUGGGGCUAUGAGGGAGAAAAGAUGGAAGAGCAGGGAUUGCAAGCACACCCCUCCCUUUAAAGCCAAAUGAGCUCUUAUUGGCUAUGAAUCGUGUUUCCUCCAGUGCAGGUGCUUGUUCUUCAAGCUGAAAUGAUCAUACGUUCUUCAAAUGCAUAGACAGACGGUGCCAAAAUGUCAUCGGUGAAUUAACUGCUAUUAUCUGACAAAGAGAAUAACUUAACUCAGACUUGAGAGGCGGUUAUGUCAGCGGUAGAAGGCCUGUGGUUAUAUAAACCCUAAGAACACAGCCCAUCUCAGGGCUUUCUUGCAUAAUGAGCAGAGGCAGUUUUGUACUUUACGUCUGAGGAAUGUAAAUGUGCGCACAGCGGUUCUCAGCUGGUGAAUUGACCUCCAAGUUUGACGAAGCUGACAAAGCAUCUAAGCUGAACAUUAUAAUGAGAGCAAAAGCAGGAGAUCAUUCAUGGAUAAAUUCUCCUCUGUGUAUUCGGUUUUUCCUCUAAAUUUUGCAACAGUCACAGUAAAAAAGUGAAGAAAUGACCAAAGAAGAAAACCAACGGGAACUCCACCCUUCACUGUGCGCCCGUAAGUCGACAUGUUCUCUGAUAAAUAAGUUUAACUAAUAAGUAUAAGUAUAAUAAGUAUAAGUUUAACUUGAUGGUGCCUGAUAUGCAGUAGCCGGAUAGACCCUUUAACAAUCUUACACUUAACCUUAAAAUUAGAUUAGAUUAGAUUAGAUUAGACUUUAUUGAUUCUUUUGGGGAAAAAAACAGAAUGAUCAGAUAAGUAAGAAAUAAAAUAUAGAGAUAUAUAUAAAAACAAAGAUAAAAUAAAUUUUUAAAUUAAUUAAACAUUAUAAUAUAAAAAGUAAGAUGUAAAGCUAUGGAUAUUUGUAUACUACUAUUACUACAACAACUACAACUAUUAUGACCACUGCUACUUCCCAUCCUCUGUCCUCCUGUUUCCUCCUCCCCAGAGAGGAGUUGUACAGUCUGAUGACCACUGUCACUAGAAAGUCCAGCUCCUCGCAUCAGUUUUUCUAGCCUGAAUGUGUCCUUCUCGGAAUGUGUCCUUCUUGUGCCAACAGCCUUCUUAGGAAGUUGGUCCGUGUUUAAUGUGUCGAUAAAAGUGUCAUUUUGGGAUGAUUUUGUCAUGGUAUGUCACAAAAGCACAUGCUCUGCAAGUGAUUUAGAAAUAAGUUGAGGUGAAAGUCUGAUGAUUAAAUUACCCGACCUAUGUGCUCAUCACGUGUACCCGUAGUUUAUUUUUGUAAAAUAUGAACAGAUAUGUAUUUAUAAAAUAUCUUUGAAAAGCUGAUCAGAAAGAACAAGACGUUUGAGGUCCUCACCUCUGGCUCUACUGGUAUCAACCAGGGUGCAGCAAUAAAUUCCUGACCAAAAGCACCCUGUGGCAUCAGUUUGACGACAGAAAAGAUGACUGUGUCAGUACGGGUAAAGAGAUUAGACAGUGGUUUACUUUCAUCUUUGCCCUGACUCCUUUACAGCUUUCAGCUGUUUUCUGUUGGUGUUAAAAUGAUUUACAGGUAUCAUGAUGUUCCUACUAAGUUACUCAUCAUUUUCAUUACUUCUAUAAAAUGGUGGGUUACAUGGCAAAUUUUUUUCUGUGGCAGAAUCACAAUCUUGACUUAACACUUUUUCAUGACAUUUUGGAAACAGCUCCUCCAGUAAUUGAUCAGCCCAACAAACGGGUCCUCAAAGAAAUAGAAAUAGAUCACUAACGGAAAAAUAUCUUUUUAGACUUGUUCAAUCUGUGCGUGCAGUUUGGCAAACCUCUAUCAAGAAUAGUUGACAUUAGAGGUGUCCCGAUCUGAUAUUGAUAUUAGAUAUCGGUCUGAUAUCAGCAAAAAAAUAAACAUCAGAUUAUAUCACCUGCAUCUAAAAUCUCCAAUAUCAGCACGCCGAUACAAGCAGUCCAUUCCAGACUCUGCUUCUGUACCUCUAUCUAGCAGCAGCACCCGGAUCUAGCAUGAAGAGCCCUCAAAAUCACAACAACAAUGCGUACUAAAGUACUAACAAAGUAACACAGAAUAAGAGUGAUGUCGGCCGUGUGGCAGUAUUUUUCAUUAAAGUCCGAAAAAGACGUAGCACCUGAGUGCAAAACUCGUCAUGCACAAGUUUGUGCUAAUAUCGGAUCAAUAUCGAUAUUGGCCAAUACUGAAGGCUACAAUAUCGAUAUCGGAAAUAAAAAAAAAGUUUUAUCGGGACACCUUUAGUUGACAUAAAACAAGAAUGUUGACAUGGAAAACAUUUAAUGUAGACAAGUGGUAAAGGGGGGCAGAUAUCUCGCCUUUAAACGGCAGUAUGUGAGCACCGUUAGUGUCGGAGGCAGCGGUCAGUGUGGAACUGUUCAUUUUAAUAAUGAAUGUCUGAUACUGUAAGAUUUACAGUAAACUGAUUCAAAUGGUAAUUCAACGAUGUAACCAAAAAUGUAGAAGGUAGUCUAACUUUUAACAAAAAAAAAGAUACAAAUUUCAUCAAACAAGUCUCAAACGUGAAAACAUUUUCAACAUUUGUUAAAAACUCUUAUUGCACAGAGUGAACAGCAGCAGAUCCAUACCUGAUUGCACUCGUCUAAACCCCAAUGUUGGAGGAAAUCCCUGAUGUGGAGCCUCGUUUAGCAACAAGCUGCUCAGAGACGUCUUCUUCAUUACCCUCAGUUUUGUUUGUUAUUCUGACCUGUGUGGGCUACGGCUGCGAGUCCGUCGCCCGUGCUCACGUCAUCUACUUGCAUUUAUCGCGUUUAUCGUGAGAUGGCAAAUAUUUAUCAUGGAGAAUUUUUCAGACAGUAAAUCGUGAACAAUAAUUUAUCGCUCAGCCCUAUUGGAGUGUUUUCUUUAUUCUUUAUGUGCUCUGUGUAAAGCCGAGGAUUUACUCGAUUUGGCGCACAUGCCGUUUGUUCUGUCCAGCAAAGUGCGCAGUCAAGCACAUCAACAUGCGUCUGUUGUAUGAGCAAAGAAGUGCAGGAAGGAAAUGUGCUAAAAACUGUGAUUUCUCUGGAUUUGGAAACCAUGGCCAUGUUCCAGUCCCUCGUGGUACAAAAUCGUCUUGUCACACACUCUUGCCUGAUCAGUAUGAAUAAAGACAUGUCUGUUUUUUUAAUCCCUAUUCUGCUGUCUUUGCAGUUCUGAGCUGUUCUUGUACAUAUGCUAAAAUGAUACACAUGAAUCAUGAUGUUCCAACCGUGAAAGACAAGAUCUUUUUUCUUUUUCCAGUGAUGUCCAUGUCAUCAUUUACUGUCUUUUCUCAGAUGCGUGCCGACUUUUGAGUCCCUGCACACUCUCUUUGUUUCACAAGUACCACUUCACUGCUCGGUGUUUUCAGAGAGGAGCUCUAUUAACAGUUGACUUGGAUGUGAAUCAUUUCCAGCCACCUCAAGAAAGGCCUGAGGAGGGGAUGUAUGAAUGCACGGGCAGCCAUCUUGGUAUGCAAUCAAAAUGGAGGACGGCUGACUGCUGCUCUGUAGCGAAAUGGCGUCUAACAGGAAGAAGAUUCCUUUACAAUGUCUAUAUGUCUGUCAGAAAGCAGCCAAGCACACAACUAAACAUCGCAGUGCGAUGAACGUAUCAGGACAGGAUGAGAAGAGACAAAAACACAGACGAGUUUCAGAAGCAGCUUCUAUGUUUGAUUUGAUGAAUCUGUUCUCCUUUAACUCUGCAUUUUAAUCUCAGUCUCCAUGUUUUCCUUGAUGUUUGCAGCUAAUCGUUCUCUGUUUCUCUUUUCCUUCUGUCACUCGUCUUUUUCCCCUCCUCCUCCUCCUCCUCCUCCUCUUCUAUCUAUCUGUCUGUCUGUCUUCCCGUCUCUGCUUCAUCCACAGGGCUUCUUGAAGAACGAGAGGGACAACGCCCUGCUGUCAGCCAUCGAGGAGUCUCGCCGCAGGGUCAGUGUCUGACUGUCUGACUGUCUGAGAGAUCUAAAAUAAGGAAUACAUGUAGAAAACUUAAUCAUACAUUUUCAGGAUAACAGUGCACACGCAUCUUUAGACUUGAACAAGCCAUCGACCCCUAUGAUGUCAGUUUUUUUCUUUUUUUUUUUUUUGUUAUUUACUAUCAACAAGGGAAAAGGUUCGAGCGUAAGACCAUGAAGCUGUAAUUGAGUUUAUAGUUCCAGAGAAGUUUUCUCCGUGCUUUCGAUUCAGCUCCACAGUGUGUAUUAAAGCUCUUCAUAAUAUAGCAACACUUAGAGAACCGUUUUUGGUAAUUUCUGCUUGAUGUGAUCUGAAAGUCCUUCUGGUGUGAACCUUUAGGGACUUUUUUUUUUUUUAAAUGGCUUCCCUGAUGUGCACUGUUAAUAGGCCCUGCGUUUAAUUAGCUGCUGUUCCCAUUAUCUCCUUCCCUGCUCCCUGAGAGGGAAAAAAAAAAGACUUUGUGCAAGGGUGGAAAACUCAAAUGCACCGACGAUUAAAAAGAGAAAAGAUGUUAUAGAUGUUCUUGCAGAUUUCUAUCAGACUGCUCUACCUUUUUGCAGCACAUGAAAUGCGAGUCAUUUGGCUGUGAAAUGAGGCAUUCAGUCUGAGCUGUCCGGACUCCCAGCAAACCACUUGACACAAAUGAAAUCUCGUUUAUUUUUAGAGACUUCUUACAGUCACAAAUUCUGGAUUAUUGUGGCUGAGACCCGUAUCAGUGCAAGCUUUUACCGAAAUCUGAUCUGAUUUAAAGAACAUUGGAGUAUUUCCCGUCUCCUUCCUCCUUGAAUAUGUUCGCGGUCUCGCCAUGUGGUUUAAAUUACAUUGUGUCGAAGAUUGCUUCUUAAAACAGCCUGAAGAUGCACUGCAUUUUCUCAUUUCUUCUAUAGAUGCUCCCAGCAGCUUUACAUCGCAGGAACAUUAAAUGAAAAAGACUUAAUAUCUUGUCACAGGCAGCGACCACGUUAACCCGGUGAAUUUGAGCUUCAGUCUACAUUUGUAUCUCCCUGAGCUGGAAAUCAGAAGGAUUCAAUUAUCUCACGUUCCCAUUAUCUCACUUUGAGUCUCUGAGGAGAGUUAAAACUAGACUGCUCUGUGUCCUGGUGCAGCAGAACAAUCUUGCUGCUAUAUCUGGUGCAUGUUAUAUGCACGCAUUUGUCGGAGGUAAGCCUGAUUUAUAGGACAUACAUCUAUGCCUGUCUGUGUAAGGACGCUUUACACCUAAUCAGUGCCACUACUGAUGCUACUUAAACAGCAUGGUGAUUAAGUGAAAUAUCCACAGUCCCAGAUUUGAAACGCUCUGCCCUCUUUCAGACGUUCCUGCUGGCUGAAGAGUACCACCGUGAGUCCAUGCUGGUGCAGUGGGAGCAGGUGAAGCAGAGAGUGUUGCACACGCUGCUCGGAGCAGGGGAGGACGCACUGGACUUCAGUCAAGAUGUGGAGGUACAAUGAGUGUAAUAAAAGGCUGGUUUAGGACCUCUGUGGUUUGAAAAAAAGACAAUUAAAGAAUCAAAAAUCUAUACCAAGAGAAAGAGAGAGAGAGGAGCUUUGUAAACCACAGUAAUUAAAGCUGAAUUUCUACCUUUCUAACUAAAGAGUUAAUGUCUUACCCGACAGUCUCUGUAAGCUAACAAGAAGGUGAGUUUGUCAAAUAAAAGACCUAAUUGUUUUGACAAUAGUUUGCACGCUAUAAUUGUGGCUUAUGUAGAAAUUGGCAAUUUACCGUUUUAAUAGAAAUGAGUAAAUUCUCUGCAGAAGUCAUUAAGCAACAGUGUCGUUUCUUUUCCAAUUAAUUCAGCCACAUAAUCCUUGGACUGAUUAUGUCGGCCUAAAAGCAAGUCUCAAAUCUUUCAAAUUAAUUUUAUGACACUGCAGUCAAAGCUGUCUACCUGCUCAUCAAAACUAACCCUCUCAUCUGAGGCUCUUUGGUACUAUUUUAAUCUCCAUCCCGAGUGAAGACAGAUGUUGUCAUCCUGCCCGCCUUCCAGUAUGAUCAUGUCCCAGUAUGCACCUGAUAAAUGCAGUUUACUGAUCAAAAUCUUUGCUAUCCUUUAAAGCAUUUUUGUGUCUCUACACUACAAGCUGCGAAAUAAAAAGUAAAAGCCCCAAUGCAUGGACGCGUCUGACUUUGGUUCCCCAUAAAUAUAUAAAAAUUGAGGACAGACUGUUCUUCUUUUGGGGCUGAGAAGUCUUGAAUUGCAGGAUAUUGAUCGAAAAGAAAACCGAGAAUUGCUGAUGCUAAUAGAGGAUCUCACAUUAUACAACCAAUCACAGUAUGAAGGUACAUGAGCAGCUGAUGUUUCUGAUGCGUUUAGUUAUUGGUGAGUUAACUUCUGUACCUCUUUGUUAUUGCAGCCCAGCUUUGUGAGUGAAGUAACAGCUCCAGGGAGAAGCGCACUGGACAACGUGGAGGUGGCCUAUGGACAACAGGUGAGCUCUUAGUUCAUACUCUUGAAACAUCAGCCUGACUGUGAAUCCUGCUGCAGUCGGCUUUUGUCUUUUUAUUCAAACUUUUACCUCGACGAAGUCAGACAUGAAGUCGUAAACUCCAAAGAUGCCGUGUGUGCUUUUAUUUGCUCGUUUUUCCCAUGUGAAACACAAAGUGAACAUUUUUGAUAAGGACUCCUUACAGCUGCUCUGAAGUGGAACAUGUAGGCCUUAACAAGACAUCAGUGCAACUUUUACGCUUUCCUCCAGAGAUUUACAUUCACACAGAUUUAAGAUUUGUACUGGGGCGUGACAUUUAAAUUAAAGUGCACACUUCCUGUGUUAAGACUACAGUUCUGUUGCAGCGGUUGCUGGUUAGACUCCUAGUUAUGUCUUACCCUACUCCCUGCUCUCCACGUCCCCUGGUAUUCCCUUCAUUUUCUGUCUUCAGCAGUUUUAACCAAUACAGGCAAAAAGUCCUGAAAAAUACAAUAAAAGCAGAAUGCUUGGACUGAAUAGGACACUGAAAAUACAGACUUAUCAGUACUGAGUGAAUACGCUAUGUGUAGAGGACACUCCAUACCUUUAAUACCAAGAAGUUACCUCUGAGACUGUCAUAUAAUCAGAUUUUCAUCUUGAAAUACUGGUGGCUGAAAAGUUCACGAUUAUUGUGAUAUUCUUGGAGGAGUUCGUCGAAUUUGAAAAAAGAUAAAAGUGGAGCAACAAAUCAUUUCAGAAACUGUCCGGAUAAAUAAGAGAGAUUUCUUCGUUUCCUUUUUCUGGAUCCUCUUCUCCUUUUCAAAGAUGUCAUACAUCUGUUCGCUAAAUGUCAUAUUUCCUUUGGUGUGGUUGGAUAACUGAUCGGUGCUUAAUGAAUAAAUGAAUAGCGUCUCGCUUUGCCUUAACACACAUGACUAACUUAAAUAUUAUUAUUCAUUUCUCGUGGUUUACAAAGUUUUGUCUCACUUCUGUCAGGAAACCUCGAACUAAUCCUCUCGUGUUCUGUGUGUGAGUCUGCGUUAAGCAUUUUUUAGAAAAACUGACAAAGACAAGGACAUUUUUUAUGAUUUCUGCUGCAGCAAAGGUGAGCUAGCUCGCUGGUUACUAAGCUGUAUUAUUCUGCGGCUGCUGCCUAUCAACCAAUUAGUAUGAAAUGCUUAUUUUCUUUUUGCGCAGUAUCUUUUUUUAAAGACGAUUAUCACCAGUACCGGUCGAUUGGGACACCCUAGUUACCACACGAUGAUUAAGACUGAUACGUAUCAUCUAUCAGCUGAUCCCCUGAUGUUUGAGUCCUGCUCUGUUAGAGAUGAUGAGGAUUUUUAGAGUUUAGUUGUAGUGAAACAGAGUUCAGUCCAUCUGUUUGUGUCGCCCUCUCAGUUAAAAAGGGGUCACAGUGCGACAGGAAGGAGCAGAUCAAACAUAUUGAUCGAUUGGUGGUAGAGGGGGACUCUGGGUAAUUCUCUCUAACUCCCUCACUCUAUUCCUGUCUCUCUGCCAUCCCUCCAGCCUUAUUAUCCCGUUUGACCUUCUCUCUCUCUUUGUUUGUCUCUGAUCUGCAUCACAAAGCAGAGCAUUAAACGUGGAUUUUCCUGCGAACCAUGUGUCGACACAUUGCGUGUGGCGUGGUUUGCCUUGUGUUUUUCAUUCUCUUUGAUGACCUUUUAAACAUUUUGAUCCUUUUUUCCUUGUUUUUAAUCGUGAACCACUUCACUCGAUGGUCCUAGUGUUGGAUCUUACUUUUGGAGCUGUGGAUGAGGCAGAUUUUUCAAACAGCAACCUGCUUUUAUAAAAAUAAAAUAUGUGGAUUCAGCGCUUAGCUUUGUGGUGGACUUGAUCAACCAGAACCUUCUUUUUUUAAACCCUAUUUUCUCUCCCUUGAUCAUUAGAUUUACAUUUUCAACGAGAAGAUAGUGAACGGCCACAUUCAGCCUAAUCUUGGAGAUCUAUGUGCUUCUGUAGCAGACAGCCUGGAUGACAAGGUGAGAAAAAAAUUUGAUUCCUAUUAACUUUCUCUUCUUUCACCUUUAUUAAUAAUUUCUUUUACCUCUGUGAAAACUUAUAUUUUUAUAAAUAAAUGUCUUAAUCUGACUGUGACUGUUUCAUCCUCCCUUCCCUCCAGAACGUCUCAGAUAUGUGGGGGAUGGUGAAACAGAUGUCAGAUGUGUUGCUGGUUCCAGCCAAAGACACUCUUAAAAGUCGCACCUCAGUUGAAAUGCAGAUGGCUUUCGUACGGCAGGCGCUCAACUUCCUGGAGAACAGGUGACGGUGCUUGAUUUUAGGGGUGUGCAACUUUGAGUGACACCUAUGUUUGCCCAGACUUGAAGUUGGCCUUCAUCUUAAUAAUAAAACUGUGUGUUUGUGUCCUAGUUAUAAAAACUACACUAUGGUGACCGUGUUUGGAAACCUCCAUCAGGCUCAACUCGGAGGAGUUCCAGGAACGUACCAACUAGUGCGCAGCUUCCUCAACAUCAAACUACCAGGGCCUCUACCUGGCAUGCAGGUGACUGACACACACAUACAUAGACUUUGGGCCCCAUUUAAAUGAUCUACAUUGUAUUGUCCAAAGCAUCUGUCUUCGUGCCUGUUCAAGACAGGACCGUUACAACUCGCUGUCAGAAUAAGUGUCACAGCGGCAGCCGCCAAGUCAGAUGUGUCAGAGCGAGUGUCAAAGGUGUACCGCAGGCAGAAAUGUGUCACUGUGUCACUAUGUACACAAAGCUUGUAGUGUUGUACUCAUCACACUUUUUUGAUGUGAAAUCACAGCCUGGGACUCAAAUAUUACCGUGCGAAAGGAUAAAAACUGGCUGACUGAGGGUUGAAGAGGUACAGAAGGCUUAGAAAGUCAAGCAGGUGAGACAAGAGGUAGCAGUAAGUGUGUCCUCAGUGUCUCAUCAGCUUGUGUGUCAGAAAAUAAACAGAGUCUGAACAAAAGACUACAAGCUCUGCUCUUUGUCCCUGGGUGCUUAACACGCUGAGUGGAAGAACCUUUCUGCAGAAGGGCAACUUGCAAUCUGAAUAAUUCUCCCUCUAAAUAGCAGGAAGCCAGACCGAUUUUUUUCUAGGUCAGUGGCGCAGUCACUUUCUGCUGUCUCAAGCUGUGCCUGACCACACCUCAUUUUAGAGGCCAGAAGACCCCUGAGUGCACAGAGGGGUACAAAUAGAUUUGCUCCUGAAACAACAUGAGUGCGGGGCAUGAAAAAGACAACUGCAUCAGUCAGAUAUCAGCAGCGACACUUGUCUGUUAAAUGCUUUUUUAACCCACACUCUGUAAUCCUUCCCACUGUGAACACAUUUGCGCCUCUGGAGGUUUGUAUUUUAUUUCAAAGCGUGUUUGCCUCUUCCCGUUAAAACCCUGUCUUAGUCACUCAUCAAACAGAUUAUGUAACAGGCAUGAUAUGGCGCAAAGAUCAAAUGAAAUAUCUGGUGACAAACUUGAAACUGACAGACUGGAGUUGAAUGUCUUUCUGUGCAAUAGGACGGAGAGAUCGAGGGUCACCCUGUGUGGGCUGUGAUCUACUACUGUCUGCGAUGUGGAGACUUGAAUGCAGCCAUGCAAGUCGUGAACAGAGUGCAACAUCAGCUCGGAGACUUUAAGACCUGGUUUCAGGAGUACAUGAACAGCCCCGACAGACGGUGAGAACGCCUACUUGUCUUCGUCCCUGUGUUCGGCCGUCUCAAUAGGUCAAAGACGUUGUUUUCUAAUCUCCUCCUCGUCUCGUCAUCUGUUUUGUCUAUCGAUCCUUUCACUGCAGCCUCUCCCCGACCUCGGAGAACAAGCUUCGGCUCCACUACCGCAGAGUGCUUAGGAACAGCGCUGACCCUUACAAGAGAGCCGUUUACUGCCUGAUUGGAAAAUGUGACAUCAGUGAUAACCAUGGAGAGGUGGCCGACAAGACUGAAGACUACCUCUGGCUGAAGGUUCGCUGCACGUCUUUUGCAGUUUUUCCCAUUUGCUGAAUUUUCUAUUCAAGUUUUUUAGCACACUGGAAAAACAGAGGAUAGUCUGGUCACAGUCAGUAGGAUGGCAUUAUCUUCAAGAAAGAAGAUAACGCCAUCCUACUCAAACAAAGCAGCGGGCUAUGAAGUAUGUGAUGAUUAUUAGCAGAUAGGACUUAAAUGAAUUCACGCAGCAUGGGCCCAUUUUAUCCUCUGAGCCAUUCGGUAGAUAUUGAAGUGGAAAAGCCGGAGAGAGGGCUGUUGUUGGCAUUUCUUAUAAUAAUAAUAAUAAUAAUAAUGAUAAUGUCUACAGCAGGAAGGACUCAAGUGUCCACAUUUAUCAUGAACACGUGUCACCCAUUUGAUCACACAAAUGUUGCAUACUGCCAUCCACUGUAUCCUGCAGGUGUGCUCAGACACAGAGCAGUGUCACCAGCUGUUAUGCCUGCUGUGAUUAACUCUCUUCAAAAAAAAAUCAUCUUUGUCCUGCUUGUGACGUCCUGAGGUUGUUGUCGUGUCAUUAUUUUCACACUCAGUUUUGUUUGUGCAGUUGAAUCAGGUGAUUUUCGAUGAUGACGGCAGCAACUCUCCUCAGGACAGACUCACUCUGCCGCAGCUACAGAAACAGCUGCUGGAGGACUACGGUAAGCACAUUUUGUGUUAGCUCCAUAAAAUGACCACAAAUCUGAGAACCUAGUUUCUUAACUGUGUUGAUUCUCCCCCCAAGUGCCCCUUUUUCAAUCAACCGUUCCUCCUACUACAAAAUAUAAUGGAGGGGACAGAUGUCUGUUGUUUGCCUCUGUAGAACAGACUUGGCGCUGCAUAUUUUAUUGAAUGUAUUUUUUAAUUAUACUCUGACUGUAUCUUUAAAUUGUUUAAACCCUGAGGCUGGCUGAUUCUCAAUUAUAUUCUGAUACAACUAUUAGGGGUGGGAAUUGCUGGUGGCUCCAAUAGGAUAUUAUCACGUUACUUAGCCCACGAUAUGAUAUUAUCACGAUACUUGGACUACGAUACAAUAUUAUCACAAUACUUGGGCCACAAUACGAUAUUAUCACGAUACUUGGGCCACGAUAGGAUAUUAUCACGAUACUUGGGUCACAAUAGGAUAUUAUCACGAGAGGAUAUUGUCACGAUACUUGGGCCAUGAUACAAUAUAAUCACGAUACUUGGACUAUGAUAUGAUACUGUCACGAUACUUGGGCCACGAUAGGAUAUUAUCACGAAACGAUAUUGUCACGGUACUUGGGCCACGAUACGAUAUUAUCACGAUACUUGGACUAUGAUAUGAUUCUAUCACGAUACUUGGGUCACAAUAGGAUAUUAUCACGAGAGGAUAUUGUCACGAUACUUGGGCCAUGAUACAAUAUAAUCACAAUACUUGGGCCACUAUACGAUAUUAUUGCGAUUUUUAACAUUUUGCAACACAGUGAGUAAUGUGAUACAGUAUAUUGGGAUUUAUACAUUUAUUUCAACUGUUUAGCUAAUUUAGCAUUUGUCUUUCCUUUAUGUUUGUCUUAUUUACACAGUAUUUUAUUUUCAUGUAGCACAUCUUGCGAACCUUAUAUAUAUUUGUUGUAUUAACUUUCUCCUGCUCUAUGAUGUCGCCUCUGCCAACCUCACUGGACAAACUGUUGAUUUUAUUUUUCCAUUAUCAUAGAUUUGACUUUAUAUUAACAAUUAAUUUGAAAAAUCAAUACUUGGUAAGUUAGACGGUAUGAUACAUCACCAGACAAAAUAUCGCGAAACUAUGCUGUAUCCAUUUUUUUCUCCCACCCCUAACAGCUAUGAUAGCCCAAGAAAAGCUAAGAGCUCUAUACUGCUGACCCUGCAUGGGUGAAACAUGAUUUCUGGAGCUGUUUUACGCUCUGGUUACACCUUAUAUUCAGAAAAUGGAAACUUUGAAUCCCAUUAGACUUUCCUUUAUUAUCUAGUUUGGCAGUCCGUCUAAACCGAAGAGAAAACAUAUGUAUAUUUGUCUAACAACACGUAAAUGUACAGUAAUUAUGACUGGUAGGCUUUUUUUGCACUUCUUUUGUUUGUUUUGGAGCUGAAGAGACCCCUGCUGAAAAUUUGGCCCGCGGUAAAAAAAAAAACGCUAAAUUAAAAAACAAACCAGAAAAAAAAAACAGAAAACAAGCGAGCACCUGGACACAAGCUGGGCCCACUUUGACGACAGCUUGCCUCACAGCCCCUCUGGAUACAGUUUCUGCCAAAGUGGUGCGAAAACAGAGGUUCUCCAGUGUUAAACAAAACGGUUGAAUGUAGCUCUGACUGAUAUUACAGCGAUGCUCCAUGCAGGCUACAGUUAAGACCUGAUCAAGAGGAAUUCACAUCUGAUGCAGAGGGUUGAUGUUUCCUGAUGUUCAUAGAUUAUAGGAUGUCACUGAUGCAUGGGCUGGUGUUCCCUACACCACCUAAAGCAGCAUUUGAGCGAGAACCAAGAUAAGUGUUACCAUAAAAGGGCCUGCAAAGAGAGGAGAUAGAAACACAGUAUUGCGUCUGUAUUCAAUGACUCAGUGACUCUGAUGUCUUCACUUAAAGCAGCAGUUUGUCUUGAUUUUGUUCCCUCUAAGAAGAUCUAAUCUACAUCUAAUCUCUUUGCUGAUUUUGUCCUGUAGAUGUGUGUUAAUGAUAACAGAUGCCAUCCUGCUGGGUCCCAGUAAUAUCCCUCACUGAUGCCUUGAUGAGAUAAUGAUAGCCCACUAAAAUCAGAGAAAGUAGAGAAGUAUGCAUGCCAGGCCAGAAGCUGGCAGAGAUAUAACUUAGUAAUGAAACAGCACUAAAGAAAACCGUGUGUCUGCAUAUGAAGAUUUUCCACAGCAGACUAGUAAUAAUAGCUGUUUUGACAGGAUCCAGGUAUCGUCACUUUACAUGGCGACCAAUGGGCAAGUAUUUCCAAGAGACUCCUCACAGGAACCUGUUUUUAAGAUUUGCCAUUUCAGCCACCCAAAGCGCCAAGAUUCUUUGCUGGAGAAAAUGUUUGUUUGACACCCACCUGGUGACACCUGGAUCAGAUAAUAAUCCACUUACUGAUGGUCUCAUUUGCUAUCGUUGCCCUUAAAGAGGCGUCAGUAUCCUGAUUAGAAUCAUUCAGUUUUAUUACAAAUUUAAAAAAACACCUUUGAAGGCAAACUUGAAACUGUUAAUGCAUGGAGGCAUUGACAGUGUUUCAGAUAGUGUGUGGGGAGAAAAGUGAAGAAGGAGUUUUAUGAAGACUAAGAAAAGAACCAGAGACGGAGAAGAUCAAACUCAUUAUGUGUCUGAACUUUUGGCUCUCUGCCUGAACAUCUGAUUGAAGGACAUGACAAGGAAGGCCAGGAUCCAUCGGACAGACUUGAACUUUGAUUUUUUAUUUUUUUUUACUCGAGCUGUCCUCUUAAACAACCUCAUGCCCCUGAAACACAAAACCAGGAAUGUAAAAGCUUCAGGGCUUCACACCCACAGACUGCAAAAUCACAGUUUUCUCUCCCUGGUUGUAGCCUUCUCCAUGGGUCGAUCCUGCUCUCGUCAGAUAAGACCGCACUCUUUUCCUCCCUCUGUAGCCCUCACUCCCCCCCUCUCUUUCCCCUCAGUUGGAGGUACAGCCUGUAGCCUUGUUCUGUUUCCUCUUUGCUGCUCUGCUCCCUCGGUUGUCUGGCACAGUGUUCAUGUUGUCCUCCAUCUUGCUUCACAGCGGGUCGCAAAGCCCAGAGCCUCUCUUGGUUUCUCUCACAGACUGCCAGCGCUCGCCAGCGUCGUCUGUUCUGUUUUCUCCAUCCUUUCGAUGGCAGAGACUCUGUCCUCAUUUCAUCCCUCUCUCCUUACCCCUGCACUGUACUUUCCCCUGAUUUCCCUCCUCUUUUGCAUGUUUUCGUGCGCGUACACGUCUUUCUUCUCUUCUUGUUUGCAAACUCUGCCGCGGCCCCCCCUUCUCCUCCUCACACCCACACUCUUAUCUCUCCUCUUUCGUCCUUUUUCUUCUCUUCAUCGCUCUCUCUCUCUCUCUUGCUCUCUCUUCAUCUCUCGUGUGCUUUUGCUUUUUGAACUAAAGUGCUGUAAGUCUGAGAUAAGGCUAUAAAAUGGCUGACAUGGUCCACCCUGUUCUUCUGCUCAAACUUUCAGCCAGCCAGAGGAUUAAGGAUUAUAAUUAAAAAGUAAACUUGAUGACUAAGUACCUGCACUGGACAAAAUGUUUUCAAAUUCUUGAAUGUCAGUUGCCAUAGCAACUGUCAGAAGUGGAUGUUGCAUAGUAUAGACCUUGACUUUAAACGGUUGUUACUAUGAAACAAAAUAUGAAAUGAAUGAAACAUUUUCUUCUCAUAAGAUAUUUCUGUUCAGUGAUAACAUUCGAUAGGUUUCUUGUUGUCGUUGAUAUCUUUUAAUUUAAGGCUAGAACACCACACAGCAUUGAACCUAAGUACAAACUGUGCUUAAUCGGCUUUUUGGCACAGUGUUUUUUUUUUUUUUGCAAAUACUUCCAUACAACAGUGAAAUCACUUUUUAUUUUGAAGGUCUGAUUAGUGUCUGUGCCUGACGGCUGUUUUCAGCAUAAGAAUCUGGAAUCAAUCUAAUGCUCUGCGCUUGUUAGUGUCUCUGAAAUCUUUAUAGCAAAAUAAAAUCGCCAAAUUCUUCUAAACAAACCUCAGACAUUAAAACCCCAUGGCAGUGUCGGAUAUUCACUCAACAGACGAACUCACUUUCCUGCAGUAUGAAAAAAGUGUUGAAGUUUUGGAGAUUGUAAAUAAUUGAAGCUGGAGUUUGAUUGAAGUUGUGUUUGGUCAUUUCUACAGUUUCCCUAUUAUUUGAAAGAAAACAAGUGUUUACACAGGGUAGGGAGAGAAUUGCUCGUCAACUGUGCUUUCUCAUUUCAUGCACCAUGUGAAUCUAAAUUCCUGUCCUCCCCUCUUCAGUAGUUUUGUUGUGAGAGAGGGUCUAUUCCAAACACCCAGAUACCCCAAAGUGUGCUUAUUAAUUAACACCAUGGAACUGUUUUAGUGAGGGAAGAUAAUGAAAUAAUGAGGGGGAAAGCGGCAAAAAAGUGGCACCACCAACUUGGACUUGACUGGUGAUCAGAUGCUCGCAAGACGCGUUAGAUAGGAGUGGAUCUUUUUAUGCAACAGCAUGAGCUGUUACGUCUCCUCUGCAUGUUACAUGUGGGUUUGAGUUAGGGCUGGGUGAUAAACCGAAAAUUUACUGAUACUGAAAUUUACGACAAUAAUGGACUUGAUUUUGCCCAUAUCAGUAUAUUUGGUGUCAAAUAAGUACAUAAAUAAAAGUUGGUUUUGGAUGUGUGUAGGUAGGCUAUGGUCUCAUGUCCCUUAAAGACGCUCUCCUACGUCGGAGACGUGACUCCACUUUAUUAAGUCUGUAACAAAGAGGGAAAGACAGGUGAGGAGAUGGAGGAUGGUUCAAAAGUUGUAGCGGCUGGAGCGGCGGCUGAAGUAGACAAAGUUAAUGUGGGAGGGGGUGAGCAGCUUGUGGAGUAGUUAUCGUCCAUUUAUCGUUAUCGAGAUGAACUGCUCAAUAUAUCGUGAUAUUGAUUUGAGGCCAUAUCACCCAGCCCUAGUUUGAGUUAUCCAGAAAUAUGUCAAAACCUGAAGCACUGAUGGUAAAAAGGAAUAAAAAUUAAAAAAAAUCUGUUUUCAUCUAAACCAGCUCCCUUUCUCUCUCUCUCUCUCUCAUGUUUUCUCCCACAGGAGAGUCUCACUUUUCGGCGAGCCAGCAGCCAUUCCUGUAUUUCCAGGUGUUGUUCCUGACAGCUCAGUUUGAGGCAGCGGUGGCGUUCCUGUUUCGUGUCGAGAGACUUCGGAGUCAUGCCGUGCACGUGGCGUUAGUCCUCUAUGAGCUGCGUCUGUUGCUGAAGUCGUCUGGACAAAGUGCUCAGCUGUGUGCGUCUCAUCUCAUUUAUUUCAUUUAUUUUGGAGCAGGCAGAUAUUCAGGUGAAACUAAAGUGAUUCACUCUCCUCUGUAGUGAGUCAGGAGCCUGGAGACCCUCCCAUGGUGCGCCGCCUCAACUUCAUUCGUCUGCUCAUGCUGUACACUCGCAAGUUUGAGUCCACCGAUCCACGAGAAGCCCUGCAGUACUUCUACUUCUUACGGUAGGCAGAGUUUUGAGUGUAGCCUCUAUUGUUCCCAGAGUUUGAAAAGGAAGAGGAGAAAACACCUCAGAUGACAGCGUUGCUCCUUUCAGAUCAUAUUUUGAUUCUGUUUUUGUGCGCCAUUCUGCAGCAAUGAGAAAGACAGCCAAGGAGAAAACAUGUUCAUGCGCUGUGUCAGUGAACUGGUCAUCGAGAGCCGAGAGGUGAGUGACAAAGUUAAAACAACAGCCAGUCAUGUGGUGUGGUGUGGUGUGGUGUGGUGUGGUGUGGUGUGUUACAGAGAUGAAGGAGUGUUUAUGUGUGUAUGAGGUCUGCAGCUGUUUGUUUGUUUAUGUUUUAUGCAUUUACUGUCCCGUAGAGGCGAAUGUUUUACUCAACCAUAAAUUAAAAUCCUUUUGUAGGUAUUUGUAAUGAUGUCUGGGAUUUUGUCAGAUACUAGAAACCAAAAGCGAUGAUGACUCAUGAUCCUAACUCGGAGGCAUGUACUUUGAAGUAUUAAGCUUUUUUCUCUUCUUUUACACCCCUUCCUCAUGACUACAAAUUACAAAUACUUUAACUUACCUUCUAACGUGCAGAUCGAAAAGCUUGUAGGGACGCGGCUUUACUCUUGAGUUUGUAUCCCUCUACCAUCACAUCAUACUGAUCAUUUUGUCAGAUUUUUUUCGAUUUGGUUGACGUCUCUUUGAACUUUUUUCUUUUUCUGGUCCCCCGAACAAACUCAGAGUAAUGUUGAAGGAGUUGUUUGCUGAUCUUAAGUGCUGAUGUUCUUGCCACGGUGUCAACAGGCGGCAGUGAAAUGUUAUGACCUCUUUUUUUGGGGAUUGAUUUAAGUUAGGUACAGUUAAGAUGUGGAAGGACUAAAACGCCCUCAGCGUUUUGACCAAUCAGAAUCAAGUAUUUACACUUCUUGAUAAGAGCUUGGUUCGCGAAUAUUCGACCAAAACACAACAUAAGCUGUCUGUCACUUAUGUUGUGCCUUUAAUAAUUUUUCUUUGUGAGUAUAAUUCAAAAGUGAUCAGAGUGUUUUUUGUAAUUGUGAUUGUUUCAUUAUCUGUCUUUGGAACAAACACAAUAAAAAGGUGUAGACAUGUAACCAUUAGUUACUUCAGAAGCAGCUACCUGCUGAGUUUACGGAAACAGACUUUUGCUGCAGACAAACACUACUCUCUAAUAUUUAUUCCAGCUGGAGGGUUUUUUGUUUGUGUUUUUUUUUGACAGCUGUAGAUGUUUUGUGUAAAAAGAAAAAUAAUCUUAAAAAGUGUCAUAUUUGUUUGAGAGUAUGUGCCUUGGUUUGUGUUUAGCUGUAAAGCAGGUGUCUCUAUUGUCUCUGCCGUGUUUUCUGUAUGUCGGUGAUUUGAUAUUUUUGUCUUUGUUACAGUUCGACAUGCUGUUGGGGAGAUUAGAGAAAGACGGCAGCAGGAAGGUAAGAAGAUUGUGUCUUUGAUAUUUUUAACUCAUCUCUUCCGUGCCUCUGGUGUUUCUUUUUGCCUCUUUCUUUAUCUUCUGCUGCAUCAUAUUCUCUUUCUGUCUCUCCAUCGCUUUUUAUCUCGGCGCUGCGUGCGGGCGUUUCUGUCAGUCAGACAAGGACAGAAAUAUUCCCUUCCUUCAACAUGUCUCCUACAUGUUUUGAUGCUCUCUUCCACUGUCGAGUCAUCAAAAAGCUCUUUAUAAUGCCUCAUUGUCGCCUCUGCUUGUGGCGUUUGACUCCUUUAUUCCCCUUAAACUGACAUCGCUGUAGAUUUAAUACCACCCACACGGGAGACACGCUGCGUUGUCAGAGUCGUGUCUCUUGUUUUAAAUGCUGUCUGAUUGAAGUGAUGAUGGCACGUUGGAUGAGUACUGGAGUGUUGGUUUUCAGUGCUGUACAUACGCAGUCUUUUCAGAUAGAUUGCACAUUUAACGAUUUGAUUGUGAGCUUGUUUAAAACACUACAGAUGGCACUUUUGAUACUCCCUUCAAGCCAACUCCUACUUCCUUUAUCAGCACCUCUCAGACAAAGAGUAAACUGUACAUGAUUUCUGUCAUAUGCUGAGUUUAAGACCAAAUGGCCUUUGUUUUUUUUUCUUAUUUCUCAGUCUGUCUUAAUUAUGUUUCUUAUGGGUUAGAUCCAGAAAUGAGAUCCAGGAAAAGCAUCUUCUGGUAUACAGAGGAUUUUUAGAGGAAUAUUGAUGAGUGAGUUCUCUGAUCAGUGUCUCUGGGGAACUGGAUUGCAAGUCAAAGCAGACUUUUUAGAUCCCAGUCUCUGUAGAGAUUUUGAGUAUGAUUUUUAUUAUUUUUAUCACUCUGUGUCAUUCUUUUUAUUUCCAAAAAAGGCUGUCUCUUCAAAAAAAAAGAAAAAAGGGAAGUAUUUUUGUAAUAUGAUCUGAUAAGAGUGAUCAGAUACCAGCUCAAAUUCACAAGCAAAUUACACAGCCCUCAGGAUUUGUCUGAUUAUUAGCUGUAAAAUUCAAAGACGCCAUCACGAUGCAGUAACUUUAAAGUCAUUUAAGCAAAGAAGCGCUCAACUUUUGGAUACACAAGUAAAAUAUUGUAAUACUCUUAAAUGUAAUACAAAAAUAAAAUCUAGGUUAAAGGGCUUUUGGAUGUAAGACGCUACAGCUUGUGGCUACAGACUGACCUAGAGCUGUCACAAUGCCAGAACUCUGAACUUUGAUAUUAUAGUCGUCAAAAAUGAAAUGAGAUUAAUACCUGUGUCAAUGCCACGGCUGACAGACAGCAAGGCAAUAAGAGAUGAGAUAACAUAAGAUGUUCCUUUAAUCGUCACAUGGGGGGGAAUUCCAAAUUUACAGCAGCAUAGUAUAGGUACAAAAAGAGUAAAGUUAAAAGAUAAAGAAACUUUGAGUUAAAAAAAAGAUAUGUUCAUGCGUCAUAUUUACAUCUGUACAGAAUUUACAUAAUAAUAAUAUGAUUUAUUGCACAUUGAGGUGCAGUAAAGUUAUAAAAUAUCCAGUUAUAAAAGACAAACACAAAGCAGGAUGAUACAAAAUCCAUAUUUUAUCCAUAUUUUACAGUUCUGUGAAGCUUCCUGUCAACAGACAUGAACCUCUUUCUGAGAUACUUCAAGGCCCUAAAAAUGAGCGGUGUAAUAGCUGUGACGGUGGGGGAAGCAGAGACACACACAGCAGGCAGGAAGAGCAUCCAGAAUUCUGGACAAGCUUAGACUGAAGUGACUGGCAGCAGACUAGAGCAGUGGUUCUCAAGUCCUGCAUGUUUUGGAUGUUUCCCUGCUCCAACACACCUGAUUCAAAUUAUUAGCUCGUUAUUAAGCCAUUACAGAGCUUGAUAACGAGCUAAUCAUUUGAAUCAGGUGUGUUGGAGCAGGGAAACAUCCAAAACAUGCAGGACAGUGGGCCUCGAGGACUGGACCUGAGAACCACCGGACUAGAGCAUGCAUUAUCACUGUUUUAGAAACACUUUGAAGUUAUGGUUGUAAUGCAUUUGCAGAGGUUUGUUUAGUCUUUGUAAGAAAUGCUAAUUAUUUUACAACAUUCAUUCCAAGUGCAGCUAAUAUGUUUGUUUUGAUGUUUCAAUCUUCUGCCUAAGGUGGAUGUUGUGCUUUUUAUGUGAGUAGAUCAAAUGUCCAGAUUUGAGAUGUAUGUGCCUCGAGCAUUUGCUUUAAUUUGACAGUCAACAGCAGAGAUAUAAACAGGUAAAGAGAGAGGUGGUGAGAGGAAGUAACACUUAAUGAAAUCUAAAGUCAAAUAAGGAAACUACGUCCAGGGUCUUUUCAGGACGGAGCAUUGCUGUACCAUCAAAACUGCAGUGUUCUCACUCUGAUCUCCUCCUCCUACAGCCUGGAGUCAUAGAUAAGUUUGCCGGGGACACCAGAGCCAUCAUCAGUAAAGUGGCUCUGGAGGCAGAGAACAAGGGCUUGUUUGAGGAGGCGGUCAAACUGUAUGAGUUGGCAAAGGUGAGCAGAUUGUCCUCUGUAAUCUCUGCAUCCAUUUACUGCAGCACUGUAUUUCUGCAUAAUCAAUGUCCUUGGAGUCCUCUCACUGUCUCCGUGCCUGGGUCCUUUUUAUUCUGAGUGCAGAACCCCGAUAAGGUUUUGGAGCUGAUGAACAGGCUCCUGAGCCCGCUCAUCGCUCAGGUCAGCGCUCCGCAGUCCAACAAGGAGAGGCUAAAAAACACUGCAGUGGCUAUCGCUGAGAGGUGAGCACAUACUGUACACUCUUAAACUGAUUAUAGACCACAAAAUCACCGCUACACAAAAAGAUAUAAGAUAAGGUUUUCUAGCUUUCAUAUGUUGACAGUUUUUGGGCCACUCGCCAUUAUUGGCUACAGCCAUUCAACAUUUAUCAUAAACUUACACCUUUCGACCCUAAACUACCAGGUUGUCUGGAUGAAAAUUCCCAAAGAUAAUAAAUACUAACAUUCGGUUGGUUAAAUAUUUGAAGCACAGUCACACCAAGUUUGACUCCAAGGUUUAAAAAUUAAAAAUAAAGCCUUUGAAAUUAAAAACUAGUAAAAACCUUUUUGUUCUAUUCUGCAAUAUACAGUAUAUUAUUGCUAUAUGAAAAUACAGCAAUUAAUACUAGAUAAAUGCAGUUCUCAUCCUUGUACAUUAACUCCUUUUUUCGUAAAUUUAUGACCUUAAUGUUGUACAUUUACUGCUCUCGUUUUUUAAAAUUUUCCACUUUAAACUUGUAAAUUUACAAGUAGUUUUGUUCUUACAGUAUUACAACAUUAUACUUACAAUAUUAAAGCCAUUUUCUUAUACAUUUUUAAUUACUUAUUAUUUGGAUCCCCAUUAGCUACUACCUAAGUAGCAGCUACUCUUCCUGGGGUCCACAAGAAGACAGUAAACAUUCAUACACAUUACAAUGAUUAAAGUCCAAACAAGAAAAUUAUACAAGAUGAUCAUAACUAAAACAAGAUUAAUGAUGACAUUACAUCUGCAAUUACAAUAGACACCGAUUAAGGCCAAGAUAAAUCUACUAGUAAUCAAAAGAUAAUCUCAUUGGUAUGUAUUGUAUGUUGUCACAGCCUAGUCUAGAUGUUCUGUUUCCUUUUGCAACAGUAAAUAAAGUAACUUCAACAUGACAGUGUUACACAGAAGGUCAUCAAAAAACAAAAUGCAUGUGAUUUUUACAAUACUACUACAGGUGAAAACACUGAAAGGAAACACUCUGUCCUCCUGUUAGCAGUAUGUCUGUGUGCCCACAAAGUUCAUGAGCAGGAAUACUCUGUCCUAAAAUAGCCAAGUGUUUGUGGGGUAUCUGUGACAGCUCACGCAUCAUGUGUAAAUUUACAUGUGACUCAUAGAUAGAGGUGGAUAUUUAUGCAUGUGCUAAAUGAAGCGUCUAAAAGUGGAUUGUUCCCUCUUUCCUCUGCAGGUAUCGUUCUCAUGGGAUAGCUGGGGAGAAGUCAGUGGACAGCACUUUCUACCUGCUGUUAGAUCUGACGACGUUCUUUGACGAGUACCACGCAGGUCAUGUGGACCGAGCUUAUGACGUGAGUAAAGACCUGAUAAUGCUCGACACACUGAAGCGGGUGAAGUUAUGAUGCGAGUGUGGCUCUUUUCUCUCAGGUGAUGGAGCGUUUGAAGCUUCUUCCUCUCAGUCAGGACAGUGUGGAGGAGCGAGUGGCGGCUUUCAGGAACUUCAGCGAUGAGGUGAGAUCAAAAUCUGACUUCUCUCCACACUCAAAGGGAUUCUUUCUCUUUCUUUAGCGCGUCUAUUCUGAAAAUGUCCUGUGUGCACAGGUGCGUCACAACCUGUCUGAGGUUCUCCUGGCCACCAUGAACAUCCUGUUCACUCAGCACAAACGUCUGAAGGGGACGCCAGCAGGGACUCCAGGGCGACCACAGAGGACCAUAGAGGAGAGAGACAUGGUGAGGGCAAGGACUGUGUCAGAGCAAAGGAACAGUAGGCUGGUUUCAGCUUUGACUCCGUAGGGGGACGUCUCACAGGACGUCACAGAGACUACAUCCAUGUUUGAUAAAGUAUAUGGUCUCCUCAUACUGUAGCGUGAGUUGAAUUUCUAAAUGUUUUUGUCUUUUCUGAACAGCAACUCCGCAGCCAAGCCAGAGCCCUCAUCACCUUCGCUGGUAUGAUUCCCUACAACAUGGCCGGAGACACCAACGCCAGGCUGGUGCAGAUGGAACUACUGAUGAACUGA